AUGGCUUUCGGGUUUGCAGAGAUGGAGAUUGGUGUGAUGGUUCUAUUCAGAGAUGGUUCGGGUUUGCUGGAGGCGAUGGCAAAGGGCUUCUUCGAUGAUGUGGAAUCAAAUUGGAGAAGUGAGGAAGAAGAACAAACUAGCAGUGAGAGUGACGAGGAUUUGGAUGAAGACCCAGAUUUUGUAGACCUUGCCUAUGCACAAAGUGAGGAGGAUGUGAGAUUGUUGAGGGAUGAUGAUAAUCAGUUUCAGGGAUAUGUAGACCAUGAUGCAAUUGACAAUGCAGGUGAAGAGGAUGAGGAGUCAGAUAAUAACCCUGCCUCACCUAGGAUGUGUACACCAGAGCACUCUUCUUCUGAGUCUGAGGUUGUGACUGGAAACUGCUUGAGAAAGAGGAAGCUCCCUAACUUUAAAGACUUCAUCCCAUCCAUUGAUAUGAAAAAUCCUCAAUUUGAGCUCGGUUUAAGAUUUCCUACUCGUGAAAUCUUUAGGGCAGCUGUGAGGAGGCAUUCUGUCCUAAUUGGAAGAGAGCUUAAGUUUAAGGUGAAUGAUGGCAGUAGGAUUCGAGUAAUUUGUGAUGAGAAGUGUCCAUUUCACCUAUAUGCAUCAUCUGUGCAUGGAAGCAAGCAUGUUCAAGUAAAAAGCUAUGUUGGGAAACAUACUUGUGGGCAGGGGAAUGCGAAUAUGCAUGCCAAUGCAAAGUAUUUCUCAAACUGGUAUGAAAGCAGUUUAACAAAUUCUAACUGGGAUGUGGCAUCUUUUCAAGAGAAGGUGAACCAAGAAACUGAUUAUUAUCCUUCUAGGGCACAAGCUUAUAGGGCAAGAAGCUUGGCAACUAGCAAUAUUGAAGGGAGUUAUACCGAACAAUAUGAACUUUUAUGGGAUUAUUGUGAGGAGUUGAAAAGGACAAAUCCCGGUAGUUCAGUGGUCUUAAAGUCUGAGUUAGAGGGUGAUAUGCCAAGAUUUCAAAGGGUUUACAUUUGCUUGCAAGCUUGUAAGCAAGGGUUCUUGGAUGGUUGUAGGCCUUAUAUAGGGUUGGAUGGUUGCCACAUCAAAGGCCCUCACCCUGGCCAAUUGUUAUGUGCUGUAGGAGUUUAUGCAAAUAAUGGGAUGUUCCCAUUGGCAUAUGCUAUAGCUGAAGUUGAGAGUUACAAUACUUGGAAGUGGUUUUUGGAGUUAUUAAGUCAUGAUUUGAAGAUAGAGAAUAGCCACAACUAUUUGUUUAUGACUGACAAACAAAAGGGAUUAAUUGAUGUUGUGGAUGAUUUAUUCCCAAUUGCUGAGCAUAGGUGUUGUUUGAAGCAUUUAUAUGCAAAUUUCUUGAAGGAACAUAAAGGAUUGGCUCUAAAGCUGCAAAUGGAAUCAAUAGCAAGGGCCACUACAUUGCCAUGGUUUGUUGAGGAAAUGAAGAAGAUGUUAGAGUUAGAUACAGCUGCACAUGCUUGGUUAUGUGAGAGGGAUGCAAGUCAAUGGGCUAGAUCCCAUUUUAGAACUGACUUUAAGUGUGACAUUUUUGAUGAAUAA
Molecule: messenger RNA, 1521 nt
Organism: Prunus mume (Japanese apricot)
Lineage: Eukaryota; Viridiplantae; Streptophyta; Magnoliopsida; Rosales; Rosaceae
Source: RefSeq, a predicted model, not a curated record